Molecule: messenger RNA, 309 nt
Organism: Funneliformis geosporum
Lineage: Eukaryota; Fungi; Glomeromycota; Glomeromycetes; Glomerales; Glomeraceae
Source: the annotation of a GenBank genome assembly
AUGGAACAACUUAAAUCACAGUUAGAGGCGACUGGUAAUGAGUAUGGAAACGAUUAUAACGACCCAAACAAAGGUAAAAAUGAAGAAGAACUAAAACAACGUGUCCGAGAAAUUGAAAACUAUCGUAAGCAAGCCAAGAGUGAAAUUGAAACAGCUCUUAAUCAAAGCCCUGCAAUAACGAAAAAAGAAAUUGAUGCUAUUAAGUUCCGAGUGUUGAGUGAUAUCACGGCUAAAAGAAGUGCCAAAAAUGGCGAAAUACCUAAGGGUGACGAUAAACUAGCAAUUUUCAAAAGAGAUGCCAUUUUUGAG